AUGCGCCUCUGUCUCUUCCUGUGCCUGGUGCUCCUCGGACCGCGGAUGGCCACCCUCCGGCGCCCCCAAAAGAAGAAAAUCCAGGAGGUGCCGCCGGCGGCUACCACGGCAUCCCCGGGCAGCAGGGACUUUGUAUUCGACCUCUACAGGACCUUGGCUGCAGCCGCCCCCGAUCAGAACAUCUUUUUCUCCCCUCUGAGCAUCUCCCUGAGCCUGGCCAUGCUCUCCCUGGGAGCUCGUUCCAACACGAAGAUGCAGAUCCUGGAAGGCCUGGGCAUUGGCCCGGGGGCAGGCUCGGAGGAGGAGCUCCACGGCGCCUCUCAGAGGCUGCUGCGCGAGCUCCAGCAACCCCGAGACAGCCUCCAGCUGAGCCUGGGCAACGCCCUGUUCACCAAGCCCACGUUGCCCAUCCAGGAGGCCUUCCUGGGUGCCAUGAGGACUCUGUACCUGGCAGACACUUUCCCCACGGACUUUGAGAACCCUGAAGGGGCCAAGAAGAAGAUCAACGAUUACGUGGAAAAGCAAACGAAAGGCAAGAUUGUGGACUUGAUUAAGAGCCUGGAUGGCACCCAGGUCAUGGUCAUGGUGAAUUACAUUUUCUUUAAAGCUAAGUGGGAGACAAGCUUCAACCUCAAAAGCACCCACGAGCAGGACUUCUACGUGACCCCGGAGACGGUGGUGCGGGUCCCCAUGAUGAAACAACAGGACCAGUUUUACUACCUCUUGGACCGAAACCUCUCCUGCAAGGUGGUGGGGGUCCCCUACCAAGAGAACGCCACUGCCUUCUUCAUUCUCCCCCGCGAGGGGGAAAUGGAGCAGGUGGAAAAUGGCCUGAAGGAAAAAACACUGAAGAAGUGGCUCAGGAUGCCCAUGAAGAGGCGGCUUGAGCUUUAUCUUCCCAAGUUCUCUAUCGAGGGCUCCUAUCAGCUGGAGGAAGUCCUCCCCAAGCUGGGGAUCAGAGACGUCUUCACCUCCAAUGCCGACCUGACCGGCAUCUCCAACCACUCCAGCAUCUGGCUGUCUGAGAUGGUGCACAAAGCCGUGGUGGAGGUGGAUGAGUCUGGAACCCAAGCGGCUGCAGCCACAGGGACAGUCAUCACGUUCAAAUCUGCCCGAUUGGGCUCUCAAAGAAUAGUCUUCAACAGGCCCUUUCUGAUGCUUAUUGUGGAGAACAGCAAACACAUUCUUUUCUUCGGCAAAGUGACUCGCCCUUGA
This is a messenger RNA of Budorcas taxicolor (takin), 1215 nucleotides long. Its product is annotated as plasma serine protease inhibitor. Gene Ontology annotation, biological process: negative regulation of endopeptidase activity. Gene Ontology annotation, molecular function: serine-type endopeptidase inhibitor activity. NCBI's taxonomy places the organism in Eukaryota, Metazoa, Chordata, Mammalia, Artiodactyla, Bovidae. The record is from RefSeq and is a predicted model, not a curated record. The transcript is spliced from 4 exons. Bases 1 to 1215 code for a protein of 404 amino acids.